Glycine soja is the source of this 1592-nucleotide messenger RNA. Its product is annotated as mitochondrial substrate carrier family protein B-like. NCBI's taxonomy places the organism in Eukaryota, Viridiplantae, Streptophyta, Magnoliopsida, Fabales, Fabaceae. Gene Ontology annotation, biological process: transmembrane transport. The transcript has 7 exons. The record is from RefSeq and is a predicted model, not a curated record. The coding region runs from base 306 to 1307 and encodes 333 amino acids.
CCCUUCCAACAAGUUAACAGCCACUCACUUCCAAAAAGGAAAGGGUUUUUUCAGUUAUUAUUUUUAUUUUCCUUACAUUCUUCACACUAUCCCCUUUCACCACAAAACCCUAAACCCGCAUUCUCCAAUCCAAUUCAACCCCUCCCUUCCCAUGUUCUUCUCCUUCUCCUUGCACCCGAAUUCAACAAUCUCUUCCGAUGUGACACCGCAAGAACUCAGAGCACGGCCACUUGUUCCGCAAGAAGAAGAAGUAGUUGAAGCGCUGUGAUUCGUUUGAUUUUAAGGGUAGCGACUAGCGAGUGAGAAUGGAAGCGCGUGUGGGGAUGGUGGUGGAAGGGGGCCAGAGAACCCUCAACGCCGACAGCGGUGGUGCCGCGAAAUUCCUGGUGGCGCAGAACAACCGCCAGCUCGGGACGGUUCACCAGCUUCUGGCCGGCGGCAUCUCCGGCGCGUUUAGCAAAACCUGCACUGCUCCCCUUGCGCGCCUCACUAUCCUCUUUCAGGUGCAAGGUAUGCAUUCUGAUGUGGCAGCAUUGAGCAACCCUAGCAUAUUGCGUGAGGCAUCACGUAUUAUCAACGAAGAAGGGUUUAGAGCAUUUUGGAAAGGCAAUAUGGUGACUAUUGCUCAUCGUCUCCCAUAUACUGCAGUCAACUUCUAUGCUUAUGAGCGCUACAAGAAUGUAUUACAUUCACUGAUGGGGGAGAAUGUUAGUGGAAAUUCAGGUGCAAACCUCCUUGUGCACUUUGUGGGUGGUGGUUUGUCAGGUAUAACAUCUGCUUCUGCCACCUAUCCUUUGGAUCUUGUGAGAACACGACUUGCAGCACAGAGAAGUACCAUGUACUACAGGGGCAUCUCACAUGCUUUCAGUACCAUCUGUAGAGACGAAGGUUUUUUGGGUCUGUAUAAGGGACUUGGAGCAACAUUGUUGGGUGUUGGGCCCAGUAUUGCUAUUAGUUUUGCUGUUUAUGAGUGGUUACGCUCUGUAUGGCAGUCACAAAGGCCUGAUGAUUCUAAAGCUGUGGUUGGUCUUGCUUGUGGCAGCCUUUCAGGAAUUGCAUCCUCAACAGCAACAUUUCCUUUGGAUCUUGUAAGGCGUAGAAUGCAGUUAGAAGGUGUUGGUGGUCGAGCUCGUGUCUAUAACACUGGCUUGUUUGGGGCAUUUGGGCGCAUAAUUCAAACUGAAGGGGUGCGAGGUUUGUACAGAGGAAUUCUGCCGGAAUACUACAAGGUUGUUCCCGGCGUGGGCAUUGUCUUUAUGACUUAUGAAACAUUGAAGAUGCUUCUAUCAAGCAUUUCAAGUUAUUAGCAUACUCAAUUGCCAAAUGUGCGCCAUUUAUGACGCUUGUGGGUUAAGUUAAUUGAAAAGUACAAUUUCUGGGGAAUUUGAUCUUUUAGAAAAUGGUAUUCUAAUAUCAUGGUUAACAUUUUCUAGGAAGUUUUGUUGAGGUGAUUUUUGCUGUUAUUGCCAGCAUUUUUGUUCCGUAUAGGUAUAAUUUGAGUGACAGCAAUUGUAACAACUUCGAAUAUUAGGUUGAAACCAUUAUGUAGUUGAUGAUUUUGUCAACAAAGCAGUUUUGUUUUAAUGGUACAA